Molecule: messenger RNA, 527 nt
Organism: Macrobrachium nipponense
Lineage: Eukaryota; Metazoa; Arthropoda; Malacostraca; Decapoda; Palaemonidae
Product: transcription initiation factor TFIID subunit 5-like
Exons: 3
Coding region: 24-512 (162 amino acids)
Biological process (GO): transcription initiation at RNA polymerase II promoter
Cellular component (GO): transcription factor TFIID complex
Molecular function (GO): RNA polymerase II general transcription initiation factor activity
Source: RefSeq, a predicted model, not a curated record
GGUCUAGUCAGUUUACUGUGAGGAUGUCACGAGAUUCAUUUUCACAUUUGAAAAGGUAUUUAACUGAACGUGGAGGCGGGCCGGUUUCUCGCAUUAUAAAUGAUCGACUGUACUUGUAUGUUUAUGAGGGUGUGCCACGAACACGCAGUCAAGUUCUAGCUACAGCAGGGGCGCAAGAAGGAGAAGCUCCUAAACAAGUGAACAAGACCAAAAUAUACUAUGGGUUACUAAAAGAACCAGAGUUGCCAAAUCUUGCUAUGGAAGAGGAAGAAGGGGAAGAGGAAGGGGACAAACCAAAGAAGAAGAAACCUAAAAAGGAUUCUCUGCAGAAGAGCAAGAAGAAUGACCCAAAUGCCCCACAGAGCAAUAGGAUACCAUUGCCAGAACUACGGGAUAUUGAUAAGCUAGAAAAGGCCAAGGCCUUUCGUGAUCAGCAGAAGAGAGUCAAUCUGACUAAGGACAUACUUCCCUCUAUAUGUUUCUUCACAUUUUUAAAUGCAAGUGGGAAGUAAGUACAGUAUGUAUGU